GGAGAGAUCUCUGUUCCCCUCGGCUCUUCUGUUGGUGUUCCUUAGCUGUUAAUAUGUUUUUUGCCGUCGUUUCCACCGAACCUGCGUGACAGUGAAUGGACUGAGUGAAACCAUUUUCUGCUUGUGAGGAGAUCUACUGUUCAGUCAUGAGCUCCAGCCUUGUCAACUCUUUGGCCAAAGUCUACGAUCGGAAUCCACUUCACGCUCAGAAGCCUGGUGGAAGGAAGCUCUCACUCAAUGGAUCAGACAAGGCCCAAGCGUCUCCAUCACCACCUUCCUCGCCUCAGGAUGCCGCCUUGCGCUGUGUGGAGAGCAGAAUGGACUCUUUGAGCUCUCAGAUGGAGCGCUUGCUCAACAUGCAGCAGACCGUCCUGACCCGGCUGGACGGCUUGUCCCAAGACGUCAGGGGCAUGGGUCAGGAUCUGGCCUCGAUGCGUGGGGAUGGCCGCGGGGAGAGACGUGAAUCUGGGGUGGAGGCGGCCUGCCGAGAGCUGUGCGAGGCCAUGGAGAGGGCCAGCGAGCGGAUGGACAGUCAGGGACGCAGGCUGGAUGGGGUGGAGAGGCUGGUGGAGGGCACCCAGCAGGUGAUCAGCUACAUUGGGGAGGUUGUGAAGAGCUCCAGGCUGGUGGAGCUGCUGUUUAAACAGCCUGGGAAGAAGGCGAUGAAGAAGGAUGACAAGGAAAAAGCCAAACUGAGCCUGAAGGGUUCGAAGGCCCAGAAGAAGAGGAGACCUGCCGACCCAUCAGAAACGUCCUCCUUCAAUGAGCCGGUGCUGCAGGAACAGUUGGAAAAGCUCAACAGGCAGAACACUGAGCAUUCCCAUGGAAAAGCAGAGGCCGACAACCAGAGGGGGGAGGGGGGAGGAAGUGGAGGGAAAAGACAGGAGUCGGCAGAGCUGAUCCUGAACGGACAAUUCACCGCUGAGGCCGAGUCAGAGGACAGGAAGAAGGGCACACACUGGAAAGAGGAGGGGGGGGAUCUCUUCCAGGACUCAGAAUCAGAUGAAGUGGAGGAAAAAGUAGAAGAUAUUAGUCCAGAACAGACUGUGGAGGAUGAUGGGAAUAAAAAGCAUAUAGGAGAGGCAGAAGAGUCAUCAACAUUGGAUAAAGCCCCUCUCUCACCACAGGAAAGCUCUGAGGAGGUCAGCGAUGUGGCCACUUGCAGCAAACGUCGUGUCACUGAAGAAGACCUGGUGAAGGACGACCUCAAAAAAAGCAGAGUGGAAGAUGAGGAAGGGAAAAAUGCUGAGGUGGCAGAGGAAGGAGCGGCUCAAGCCUCCAAAUCUGAAGAAGUAAAAACUGAGGUGGAAGAGGAGGGGGAGGAGGGAGAGUCAGCAGAGAAGGAAUUUCUUCUUGACGUAAGCCCUCCACCGCAAGCACCUUUCGACCAUCGCAUUGUGACUCCCAAACCCCACCAGAUAUCCUCCUAUUACACCAUCAACAGAGACGAGGUCCUGGGAGGGGGACGUUUUGGGCAAGUCCACAAGUGCAUAGAAAACUCGUCCAAUCUGAUGUUGGCUGCCAAGAUCAUUAAAGCCAGGAGCCAGAAAGAAAAGGACGUGGUGAGGAAUGAGAUCCAGGUGAUGAACCAGCUGAACCACCCCAACCUCAUCCAGCUGUACGCCGCCUUCGAGUCGCGCCAUGACAUCAUCCUGGUGAUGGAAUAUGUGGAGGGAGGGGAACUGUUUGACCGCAUCAUCGAUGAGAACUACAACCUGACAGAGCUGGACACGGUGCUGUUCAUACGCCAGAUCUGUGAAGGCCUGCAGUACAUGCACAAGAUGUACAUCCUGCAUCUUGACCUCAAGCCAGAAAACAUUCUUUGUGUCAGCAGAGCUACUAACAAGAUUAAAAUCAUUGACUUUGGCCUGGCCAGGAGGUAUAAACCCAGAGAGAAGCUGAGGGUCAACUUUGGAACACCUGAGUUUUUAGCUCCUGAAGUCAUCAACUAUGAGUUUGUCUCAUUCCCCACAGACAUGUGGAGCCUGGGCGUCAUUAUGUACAUGCUGCUCAGUGGGCUGUCUCCGUUUCUGGGAGACGAUGACAACGAGACGCUGAACAACAUCCUGGCCUGUCAGUGGAACUUUGAGGAGGAGGAGUUCAAGGACAUCUCCGACGAAGCAAAAGACUUCAUCACACUUCUGCUGGUGAAGAGCAAGAGCUGGAGGAUGAGCGCAGCGGAGUCCCUCAGACACCCCUGGCUGUCAGACAGAAGUCUGCACUAUCGACUAGAUCAGAAGAAAAACAAGUGCCACUCCACACACGCCCCUUCUCCAGAGAACCAGACAGAAACACUGUGAGGCCUUCAGCAUGCCUUGUAGAGCCCUGGAGCUCAACACUGGACCAAUGCUGCUGUACCUGUAUGGCUACUGGAUAACUACUCUCACAUCCUCCUGUCAGCUUAGCUUAGUUUAGCUUCGUUAGCUCUGAUCUGAAUAGUGUGAGGCCCAUGCUUACUGUCCUGUAGAGCACCAACCUUCAGACUGACUCGGUGGUGUGUAGAACGACCCAUAUUGCAAUGGUGAAUCCAUCAUAUUAUACACAAAAGUCCUGAACAACUGUCACUUCUUCCACAUCCACUGCAGUUGGAAAAGGUGAAGAAACACUGAAGAAAAGUAACUUAGCAUCAAACAAGUUGUUCUCUCUCUGACAAUGUACUGGUUUGUUGCAUGCUUUGCACCUUUUGGCCUACUUCUUCAAGGUUUAGCAAACAUUUUUAAAUAAAAUAUAGACUGAAUGCUUUAAUAUAUUUUUGUGAAUACAGAUUUUUUUCUUUUUCUUUUCAUUUACAAGUCUUAUUGAAAUGUGUUUAUUUCUUGAACAUAAGGUAGAGGUAGAACUUGGUUGAAGUUGAAGUCACACCACGUUAAUUUAUUAUGUAUAUAUCACAACACUGCAUCCUCUCAUUUCCCUGGAAAGUGAAGACAUCUCAAUGACUGAAUUCGGUUUGGAGCCAUAUUCAGACUGCAUUUCUGGUACAUUUUCACUGUAGACUUGAUUGCUUUCUUUAUGCGUUCAUGCCACUAGCUUGCCUUUGCUUGGGCAGUUUGGAGUAGCCCUCUCACCUUCCAUGAAGGCACAACAGACAACAGAAUACUACCUAUGAAUGAUUCGUGUUUAUGACUGAAGUGGAUUUUUAUGUUCAUUUAUUUACUGGUUCAAACGCCAGACUGUACUUGAGGUGCAAAGCUUUUCUUUUCAAGAUGGGAUUUAUUUACAGGGAAGAAAAACAGGAUUUCACGUAGUUCUGCACAUGUAUGCUCUGAAUGUGUAAAUGCACACUUCAGCUUGACGGACAGCCAACAACAGAGAGGACACCAGUCUGUAUUUUAUUGUCCUUUUAUUUCUAAUACAUGGGAAGUUGGAUUAAUGUUGUUCACUCAGUUGUCGGUUGCUCCAAGUAGAAACUGAAAAGCUUUGUGAUUUUGUUUAUUUGAAUUUAUGAUACCUUUUUCAAGUUUUCUUGUGUAAUAAUGAGAUUAUUAAAUGUAGAAUAUAAAUAAGCAAACAAAUA
Molecule: messenger RNA, 3514 nt
Organism: Trematomus bernacchii (emerald rockcod)
Lineage: Eukaryota; Metazoa; Chordata; Actinopteri; Perciformes; Nototheniidae
Gene: mylk4b
Product: myosin light chain kinase family, member 4b
Exons: 13
Coding region: 147-2300 (717 amino acids)
Biological process (GO): positive regulation of apoptotic process; protein phosphorylation; intracellular signal transduction
Cellular component (GO): cytoplasm; nucleus
Molecular function (GO): ATP binding; protein serine/threonine kinase activity
Source: RefSeq, a predicted model, not a curated record